GCAUCAUGCUUGUCCCCCGCUUCUUGCCCUUGCCCCUUCCAGCUUGGCAUCCCUGAGCGUGGUCUCUGCGGCUGGGAGAUCCCACCUUCGGGCCGGAGGUCCUGCUGCGUCUCGAGAAGAGUUGUCUCACCGCUUGCUCAGGAAGCGCCAGAAGAGAGCUCGGAAAAAAAGGAAGGCAGAAGCCGAUGCAAUCGCGGAUGUGGGUAAGACCUCGCAGCUGCUUGGGCUCCACAGUCCUCGGCGAUGAAUCCCGAGGAACGCGUCGUGACAUGGCUCAUCUCUUUGGGAGUUUUAAAUUCCCCCAAGAAGACCAUCUGUGAUCCGGAGGAAUUCUUGAAGGUGUCUCUGAAAAAUGGGGUAGUGCUAUGCAAACUGCUAAAUCGACUCGUUCCUGGAGCUGUGGACAAGUACCACCAGGAGCCCCAAUCGGAAGCUGACUGCCUCAGUAACAUUAAGGACUUCCUUAAAGGAUGUGCAGGUCUUCAGGUAGAGGUCUUUGAUCCUUGUGACCUUUACACCGGCAACAAUUUCUCCCGAGUACUGAGCACCCUUUUAGCUGUCAACAAAGCUACUGAAGAUCACCAGGUUUCGGAAAGACCAUGCCAGCCUUUCUCUUCCAUUAGUGCUGUUUCUAGUUCUCAGACUAACCUCCCGGGAGCGGUUUCUAACUCGACACCAGCGCUAAGAAGGCAUUCAAAGGCAGCGGAGAUGACUGAAAAUGGGAAUCACCAGUUGGUGGUGAAGGCGAGAUUCAACUUUAAGCAGACCAAUGAAGAUGAGCUGUCGGUCUGCAAAGGUGAUAUCAUUUACGUCACUCGCGUGGAAGAAGGUGGCUGGUGGGAAGGCACGCUCAAUGGGAAAACCGGCUGGUUCCCCAGUAAUUAUGUCAGAGAAAUUAAGCCGAAUGAGAAACCCGGCUCUCCAAAGACAGUAAAAGGACUUGAUACUCUCCAGCUUACCAAGAAUUACUACAAUGUGGUUUUGCAAAACAUCCUGGAAACCGAACAGGACUACGCUAAGGAACUACAGUCGCUUCUUGCAACUUACUUACGUCCGCUCCAGGCCAAUGACAAGCUGAGUGCUGUGGAGUUUGCGUCUUUAUUGGGCAACUUUGAGGAAGUAUGCACGUUUCAGCAGACCCUGUGCCAGGCCCUAGAGGAGUGUGCAAAACUUCCCGAGAGUCAGCAGAAAGUUGGAGGCUGCCUGAUGUCCCUAAUGCCUCAGUUUAAAUCUCUGUAUCUCACUUAUUGUGCUAAUCAUCCCUCAGCUGUGAACGUUAUAACUCAACACAGUGACAGCCUGGAAAAGUUUAUGGAGAGUCAAGGAGCAAGCAAUCCUGGGAUUCUUCUGUUGACGACAAACCUCAGCAAGCCCUUCAUGCGACUGGAAAAGUACGUGUCUCUCCUCCAAGAGCUGGAGCGCCACAUGGAGGAGUCUCAUCUGGAUCACCAGGACGUUCUGAAAGCGAUUGGAUCAUUCAAAGCUCUGGCGGCUCAGUGUCAGGACCUGAGAAAGAAGAAACAACUGGAAUUGCAGAUUCUUUCCGAAACCAUCCAGGGCUGGGAAGGAGAUGAUAUAAAAACCCUGGGCAAUGUCAUCUUUAUGUCGCAAGUAAUGGUACAGUGUGGUAACAACGAGGAGAAAGAAGAAAGAUACUUCUUGUUAUUUUCCAGCGUUUUGCUCAUGAUAUCAGCCAGCCCUCGGAUGAGUGGCUUUAUCUACCAGGGAAAACUCCCAAUCGCAGGAAUGAUGCUAACUAGACUGGAUGAAAGCGAAGGCACUGACUACUCAUUUGAAAUAGCAGGCCCCCUGUUCGAGAGGAUGACGGUGUUCUGUGCCAGCAGCCAGGAUCUCCAGGAGUGGCUGGAUCACCUGCACAGACUGCUCAGGGGCACUAGUGCGGGCAGCAUGCUCGUGAAAACCCAGUCGUGGAGCGCCCAGUCUUCUUCUAGCUCUGUCGGACAACCUCGAGGACCCCUGGAGCCUCCCCCAAUUCAAAAGCCCUGGAGCUUAAGUUGUCUCAGACCCGCACCUCCUCUUAGACCUUCGGCAGCUCUGGGUUACAAAGAGAGGAUGUCUUAUAUCUUAAAGGAUUCCAGCAAGAGCCCUAAAACGAUGAAGAAAUUUCUCCACAAACGAAAAACUGAGAGAAAAGCAUCAGAGGAGGAAUAUGUCAUUAGGAAAAGUACUGCAGCCCUGGAAGAAGAUGCCCAGAUUCUGAGAGUGAUUGAGGCCUACUGCACUAGUGCCAGUGCAGGCCUUCAGCAGAGCCAUGGCUCAGGUGCCCGCAAGGAUUCCAUCCCACAGGUCCUCCUCCCGGAAGAAGAGAAGAUUAUCGUGGAGGAGACGAGAAGCAACGGGCAGACAGUUAUAGAAGAGAAAAGCCUUGUUGACACUGUUUAUGCACUGAAAGAUGAAGUCAAGGAGCUAAAGCAGGAGAAUAAAAAAAUGAAGCAAUGUCUAGAAGAAGAAUUGAAGUCCAGGAAAGACUUGGAAAAGUUGGUCAGGAGGCUGUUGAAGCAAACAGAUGAGUGUAUGAGGGCAGACCCGGCUGGCAAGGCCUCCCUGCUGGCUUGAGGCUACCCCAUUCAUGCUGCCGGCACUCACUCAGGUUCGACUUGGGAUCUCCAGGAAAGGAAAAUCAGACCCUUUGACUCACUCCGCUCCUCGCCUUGUCUGCUUUCUGUAUAUUUGGCUGUUUUCUGUCAUAGGAAAAAAAAAAGAAUUUGUAGUGGAAAUAGCCUUCUGUUCAAUAAGGAAAUGAAACCAAUAGGAAUUAUUGCAAUAAGAGGGCUCGGCACAUGGGCCGAGGUUCACGGUUCAUCCCGUCUCCUCUUUGGCUGGACGGGGCACUGGCGCUUGGACGCAGCUCCUCUCGGAGAAGCUGCCAAGUGGUGCCCAGUGAGGGAGGCUGGCACGCCCACUGCUUCCUCUUGAGAUCUUUUCUUUGAUCUUGAAGCCCCUCAGUGAUUCAUGUAAAAAGCUUUGAAAACCCCUAAUAUGUGCCAGGCUCCAUGCUCGGUGCUGGACAUUCAGAGACAAAAGCAAAACGACUCCCGUCCUCGACACAUUUAUGCUCUACUCUGGGAGGAGUCACCACCACCAAUCGAUACCGACUAUAUAGGAAACCGGCAUGGAGGAAUUGGGGGGUUCUAAUCACUGAGGCACUCGCCUCAUUGAUUAGCGUGAGUGGGAAUCAAGAAAGGCCUCAUGUAGGAAGUACUUUACUCAAGUACUACUUUGUUCAUCAACACCCCAUAUGGCCUGUAUGCCCUAUCUACCCCUCC
This is a messenger RNA of Sarcophilus harrisii (Tasmanian devil), 3287 nucleotides long. It is a transcript of the gene ARHGEF6, whose product is annotated as Rac/Cdc42 guanine nucleotide exchange factor 6. Gene Ontology annotation, molecular function: guanyl-nucleotide exchange factor activity; protein binding. Bases 244 to 2577 code for a protein of 777 amino acids. Lineage: Eukaryota; Metazoa; Chordata; Mammalia; Dasyuromorphia; Dasyuridae. The transcript has 22 exons. The record is from RefSeq and is a predicted model, not a curated record.